Molecule: messenger RNA, 1925 nt
Organism: Colias croceus (clouded yellow)
Lineage: Eukaryota; Metazoa; Arthropoda; Insecta; Lepidoptera; Pieridae
Exons: 1
Coding region: 112-1503 (463 amino acids)
Source: RefSeq, a predicted model, not a curated record
AUUGACGCAAACGAUUGCAAAAAAAAUUAUAUCAAUAUUGACAUUUUAGAUGACAUUGUGAAUAAACAAAAUAUACAGAAAUAUUUUUUAGAAGUUAAUCCAUAUUUUAAAAUGUUGCGGUACUCAAAAGCGGGUACAACUGGAGGCAAAGGCAACAUGGGUAUGUUUAUAGAGCGUGAUUCGAAUAUUUGCGCUGCUGGGCUGCCUUGCCUAGAUCAGAAUUCUGUUAAAAACAUUCUUCCCUGUUACUCACUUCAAGAUCAAGUUGAUGCUUUAUUGAGUGACACAAUUUACCCUGAUUCAACCUUUGCCCACAUGCGAAUUACAAAACGUAAAGAAAAACGUGAUAUGAGAAAUGCUGGAUUUUUUACUGAAGGAGCAGAACUCAUUAAUCCACCAAUGAAAACGAAAUUCCAAACGUUAGUGAGUGACUUCAAAGAUACAAUUUAUAGCUCAUAUUGGAAAAGACAAGUCGGAAAAGUACCAGACUCGACAAAUAAUUUGCCAGAGGGGCUCAAUAUUUAUACGACAACUAUGGGCAAAAAGUAUCCCUCUUCUUCAAAUGCUUAUGAUGUAGCUUUCCCUAAGAAACCUGUAAGUGGGCAAACCCCUGUAACCAAAGAAUGUGGUUAUCGAACUACUCGAAAUUAUUGUUCAUUUAAUCCUAAUAAAACUUUUGGCCAGCCAACUAAUGUAGACGCUUCAAGUAGACAAGUACAAUGUUGUUUAACUGAUGAUCGUAUUACCCUAGGUUUGAAUUUGAAGCAUCCAAUUUGUUCAAAACAUGCAGAUUUCUUAGAAAAAAAUAAUUCACUGCUUGGAUUGUCACUUUCACCUAAUAACAACAUUAAUUGCGUGCCGAAGGGAUUUUCCUUUGGUAAAGUUGAAGUUUUAGAUGACAUCGGAGUACCGGAAUGUCUAACAACAUGUGAAGUGAAUCCUGACAAAAAAUUGAUUUUAAAAUGUUUAGAGCAUUUGAACACGUUACGUAAAUGCAUGUCAAAACGUUUUGAUGGAAAAUUUUUUCCAAAAUUUACAUUACAUUUGAGAUAUUUAGAUAUAUCUAAGACCGGAUGGUUGCCAAAAAACAUUCUAUAUGAGGAAUGCAAAUUGAAAUAUAUACGUUUCAAUCCAGACCUCAUAGAGCCCCUUUUAUCAAUUUGGAAUAUGAUGAAGAGUUCUCAAAUAAAGUAUAAGUCCUUCAUAGGUUUACUGAAUUACAGAGAACCAACUCCAGACUUACCCAAAAUAACAGGUAUUCCUGAAGAAUGUCUCGAUUUUCGCACGACAUAUAGCGAAAUGAUAAAAGAUAUUAUACAACCAAAUUUUAGUUUAAUGGCGGGAGUUCCAUCAGGAAACUAUUUUGACAAAGAUUUCCCAGUAACGCCUGAAGGUUGCUGCAAAGCAGAUCGAUCCUAUCUUCCCGAAGAGUCGGAUGCCAAAUCGUGUUUGAACCCAAGCAUAUUCACAGUAAUGGGAAUAAGUCAUACAUAUGUAUGCUAAACGAGACCCUAAAGUAGUAAGGCAAGUUUUUGAAAAAGCUGGUGAAAUAUUUACUGACGAUUUGUUUAAUGCUGUUUGGAACAAGGCCAAAGAGUAUCAUUCCUCAGGUUGGGUUAGCUAUGAAACUUUUCGUCGGGCACUCAGAGAAUACACUAAUAAAAGUGAAAAAUAAAAGAAAGGAAUAAUUAAAGGAAUCUCUUAUAGUCUAGUCUAUAAUGAAGUGCAAACGUGAUUUUUAAGUUAUGUUACUUUAAUGUUAAACAUUAAGUUUUGUGUAGAUUUAUUAUUUAUAAAGUUGGAUGGCUUGUUUAAGUUUAUAAACUUAGCUUUAAUAACUAACAUUUUUAUCAUAAUUUAUUAUUUUAAUUUAGAAUAUUAUAUAAAGUAUUAGAAUAGUUUUUAAAAUAGACUUUUACUUACCC